AUGAUUUUAAACAAAUUUGCAAUCAUAGUGUUUGCUUUUAUCACUUUAAUAAUCAAAAUAACCUUCUGUUAACCAGUUCAAAGAAAUCCAGGAGCUGGUGGAGUUUCCUUAUUUUUUAGUUUACCAUUAACAAUAAGCAUUCCACCAAGUACUCCUUAUAUGACAUUUGUGUUUGAUAAUACGCUUGGAUUAAGUUUUACUAGUAUUUAAUCAGUAGGAUUUGGUGCAAUUGGUUCUCAAGGCGUAUGUUAGUCUACAAAUAGCGCAAUUAUUUCUACAGCUACGCUUGCUUAAAAUAAAAUUUCAAUUUAAUACCCAUUCACCUUACUGAGUGCUUCAAGCUAGAUAUAAUGCAAUGGCGUUUCUUAUAACCCGAAAUGGAUGAAUGUCCAAUUAAUUGGUACUUUUGAAUAUGGAGGAACAAUUAACAUAAAUGCAUAUUAUGAUACUUAAAGAAACGGAAUAUCUAAUCAAUUUGGAAGUGCAGCACAACUAGAUGUAUUGCCUGACUAAAUUACAGAUUCAAGUAUUAAUUUUAGUCUCUCAGCUACUCCUUCAUAGGUUAUAUCUUAACUUGGAUAAUAUACUUUGUUAAUCACAACACCUCUUCUCGCUGCUUAAAUAAAUUAAAUCGUUUUACUUCUUCCUAUGUAUUGGUAUCCUGAUACUGCUCUACCUUCAGGUUGUUAAUAAACUUCAACACCAGUAUCUACAAGUUUCUCAUCUACGUUGUUAUAAAAUUUAUCAGCGUCAGUCACUACAAAUAUUGCAACUAGUUUGUAUAGUGUAACAUUAAGUUUCUAAUAGAUUAGCCUUGGGGGUUAAGCUGUUGAUUUAACUUUUUAAAUGACCAAUCCUUUUACCAGUGCAAAUAUUGUGCUUGAAGGCUAAUUCUUGUAAGUUUAAGCCUCUUUUAACUAUUACACUGCUUCUUCAACACCACUUACAGCAUUUCAAACAAGUUUUACAAGUACUAAUAUUAAUGCCUAACCCACACAAUUUUCAAAUUGUAAUAACAAUGGAGCAGCUUAAAUAUUGUGCUCUUCUACAAGCUCUGGAACUUAUACUAAUUCAGCUUGCUUAUCUGGAUAAACAAUGUUUGUAAAAAUCAUAAUUUAUCCAGUAUUUUUUCAAGAUAUAUACUCCUCUGUAUAGUUUACGUUAUCUAAUAUUCCGCCAAAUCAAUCACCAAUUACUGGCAUAACUAUGUAAAUAAUAAAUUCAUCUCCUUCAACUACUGAUGUUGGACUAACAAUAACCUCAUCAGUAAGUAUCAAUAACUAAAUAAUACUAUUUCCUCAAUACUUAACUGGAGCUUACACAUAUCUCAGUUAUCCUUUUAUUUGCAUGGCUAACCCAUAUACAUAGUAUUUAUCAGUAACAAUACCUAACUUUUAACUUCCUUACGACAUAGAUGGACUUUUAAUGUCUGCAUAAUUCUAUGUUCAACCUUUUUUGCCUGCAUAAUCGUAUAGUUAAGCAUAUUAAAGGGACACAUCAUCUGCAAGUAUCUUGAAUGCUUCAUGUGGUAACACUCAAUUGUAAAUAAACAAAAAUUUUUUUAGCUCUGCUCAAGUGAUAACUGCAAACCCUAGUGACUUGCAAGUAGGUGCUACAUAAGCAACACAUAUAGUUAAAAUAAUUAGCAAAUAUACAUUUGUUUCUUCCGUAGGAAAAAUUUAGCUUACCCUUCCACCAACUUUAUCAAUAAACCCAUCUGGAACUUUUUCCUGCACUGCCAAGCUACUUCUUCCUGAUUAAUCACUUGUUUCUAUUACUGUAACUUCCUGUACUUACACAGGUUCUCCUGUUAUUAUCACUUUAUCUUAUUCAUAUGGAGGAACAUUAUAAGCAACUGGCUUUGUUUUUACUUUUAAUUAGGUCAUCAACCCUACAUAAAUACAGUAUUCAGGAAACUUUCAAGCCUCUACUUUUCUGAGAAACGGAUCUGUUUCAGACGCUAAUGAUCCUUCUUAAACUAAUUUUGGAUUUUACACUCAGCCUGCUCCUUUUUCAACAGCAAAUUUAGUUAAUAAUGGUAUUGGAACAAAGUUGGUUUACACAUUUUCACCAUAUACACUUACACUUGCUUCUCCAGUAACUAUGUUGGCUGGAGAUUAAAUUCUUGUAAACUUCCCAAGCUAUAUUUCUGAAAUAAAUAGUAUUUCAAUUACAACACCUUCAUCUAGUUUAAGUGCUACUUCUUCAAAUAAUUAAGUCCCACUGGUAUUGUCUGUUUCUUAAAAUAUCCCAGCAAGCACCUCUAUUAUAAUUUAGUUUACAAUAAGGAAUCCACCAGUUUCUAACUUAGAUUAUACUUUUACUAUUGUUGCUUAGAAGGCUACUCCCACUAUUUAUUUGUAGAGCAAUAUUAAUUAUGGUAGCGCUGACUCUAUCACUCCAACAGGUUUCUCUUCAUUCAUCGUAUCUUCAAGUAGUCCAUAAAAUUUGGCAAAUGCUGUUUAUUCAGUUUCUUUUACUCCAAAUGUGCUGCUUUAAAACCCUUCUACUAUGAUUUUAACUUUUAUUGCUCCAACUACUACUCAUAAUUUUCUGACAACAGGAUCAACUACUUGCUCAGCUGUAACAAACUCGCUUAUCAUAAGUUGUACUCCUAACUCACCAUCAACUAACUAAUUAACAAUCACCUUAAAUAGUAUGAUUUCUCCAGCAGCAAGCUACCAGUUUACCAUUCAAAAUGUUUUAAAUUAUAUGAGUUUAGCUCCAUUUAUAAUUAAAGGAGAUAUUGGAUAUUCUUAGAACUAGGUAGGAAAUGAGUCAACUUCAACUAUUUCCAAUACACAAAUAUUAAGUCUUUCAGCAGUAACAUUAUCAAUUUAAAACUAUAUUCUUGGUAUUUAAAGCUAAUAUCAAUUCUCUAUCAAUAAUGUGUCUCCUUUUCCUGCAUUAGGAAAUAUGAUUAUAACUACAACUAAUUUAGUGGCAUUUAUCGUACCUUCUACUGUUAGCGUAAAUUUAUCUGCAUGCCCAGGAACUUCUACAGCAUCUCAAUUAAAUUUAUCUUGCUACCCUAAUUAAGACUCCUCUACUAUAACGAUUUAAGCUGUAAACAAUCCUACCUAAUUAAUUUAAUAAUCAACUACUCCAUUCGUUAUAACUCUCAACGAAAUAGUAGGUGGAAAUUCUUAUGCAAUUAAGUCAUAUACUUCCAGUAACCUUGUUUAUACAAAUUAAUGCAAUAUAUCCUCCUUUUGUAAAACUUGCUAGAAUAGUAACUAAUCAAUAUGUUAAAGCUGCUAUUCAACAAAUAGCAUAACUUAUUAAUCCUCAACAGUUUAUGUUUAAGAAACAAUUUUGAAUCAAGCAACUUCAUUUUAAAGUUGUGUAGCAUCUUGCCCGUAGCAAUCUUAUCAAACAUCAUAAGCUGGAUAAGCAGUUUGUUUAUAAUGUGAUUUAUCAUGUGCUACAUGUAUAAAUUCAUCUACUAAUUGCACCUCCUGCUCAGGUAACCUUUAUUUAGACACAACUACUAAUACUUGUAACACAACAUGUCCUGCUAAAUAUUUCAAAUCAUCAAAUAAUCAGUGCUAACUAUGUUCGUCUGUAGGAAAUUGCUUAACUUGUACUUCUGCUAAUGUGUGCACAUCUUGUGAUAUUACACUGUACUUGUAGAAUACUCAGUGUGUAACUUAAUGUGACAGUUAAUAUUAUGUAGGAAAUGGAGGGAGAUAAUGUAUGCCUUGUCCUACUGGAUGCAAUACUUGUACUUCUGCCUUAAAUUGUACCUCGUGUUCUGUAGGAUACAUUUAAUUUUAAACCACUUGUGUUUAAAGUUGUCCUUAAGGAUAUUCAAAGCUUAUUUAAAAUGGAGUAUAUGUUUGUGGAGUUUGUGACCCUAAAUGUAAAACUUGUGAUACUCUAAGCACAACUUGCACAUCAUGUUAUGACUAUACUUAUUUGUAUAACUAAACUUGUGUUACAUAAUCUUAAAUUCCUGAAGGUUAUUAUGGAGAUAAUACAACAUGGACAGUUUAACCUUGUAUGACUUAUUGUAUUUCAUGCUCUUUUAAAGCACUAUGCAAUACAUGUGCAUCUCAAGCUGUUAUCUAUUAAGGUAUUUGCUAUGCUAGUUGUCCUAGUAAUGUUCCUGUACCAGAUGGAGCAGGUGGCUGUAAAGAGGCAAUCAUACCUACUGCUAUUUCUGAUAAUAACACUAAGAUUGUUCCCUUUCCUAUGCUUUUAUCUUGCAUAGCAUUCUGUAUAUCUGUAUAUUUCUCUAAAUAUGAAAAACCACAAACAUUCGUACCAGGUUGUAUUGUAGGAUUUUGUGCACUAUUUGAAUGGAUUUCUUGGAUAAUUCUGAUAGGGAUUAGCUUUUCUAAUGAUGGAGCUACCUCAAUAACUACAAUUACUGCUGUAAUAGGAUUUGUACUAAUUUAUCUGAUUAACUUUGUCUAUUUCAUGCUUUACAAAAAAAAUAUAUCUCCAGAUCCUUCAUUUAUGGAAUGGUAACUAUAGCAUAAGAAUAGAAUAUGCAAAAAUGUUUCUAUUUUUUUCUCUUGCGUUAUUUCCUUCAAAAUAUAAAAGAUUAUAUUCUGUAAGUAUUUUAACUAAAUUUUCUUCAAGGCCAAGCUUAAAGAUAUUGAUCUGCUUACUCCUUUCAACAAAAUGUCUAUUUUUAGUAUUAUAUUUAAUAGUUUCUUGAUUAUUUUUAGUGCUUCGGUAUUUAGUUAUAGGCAUUAAAACUCUACUUAAAUUUACAUUUUAAGUUUAGAUACACUUUUAGUGACAAUUUUUAUGAUUAUUUUCAUGAUUUGGGAAGCCUUAAAAAACGAAGCAUUCUUUGAUGAAAAUUAUAAUUUAAAAUUUGAUUAAAUGAGCUACUUUACUCAAAGAUUUUUUCCCUUUGACUAAUCUUACAUGGAAAGGGCUAAGUAGAGAUCUGUUUAUGGGCAUCUAAAAAAUUCUGAGUCUAACUCAAGCUUGAUAGACUUUGGUAAGGAAAAUAAAGUAACUAAAGUAGAAUAAUUGUAGCAGCCUUAAAGUUAGAUAAUGGAUCCAAAUGAUAUUUCAACAAAUGCUGCUUUAGAUAGAAAUGUUAUAAACAAUUCAAAUUAUGGAGCUCCUUACCUCAUUCAAGAUGAAAUUUCUGAGUCAUCUAAACCAGGAAAAAAGAGAUAAUUUGAAAAAAGACACAUUGCUCCUGUAUUCGAUAAUAAAAAUUUUCCACCUAUCCAAGAAAAUUCUUUAGAAGAUGAAGAUGAAGAUUUUUAUGAAGAAGAUAUUUAGAAUUAAUCUAUGAAAAAAAUGGUUGGGGUCUAAAAUAGUAGGUAAGGUUUAGUAAAUCCAAAUGGUUUUGCCAGAAAUAAAUUUAUUUCACUUGAUGAUUAGUAAGAUUUAGAGAAUUAAAGAAAUAAUCAUUUAAAUAAUUCAACUGGAUUGAGAAAUAAUUAAACUAAUUCUUUUAAUAAAAACAAUUGUAACGAAGAAAUCACUUCAUAGUAUAAUUAAGCUGAUAAAAUAUACUAAAACCCAUAAUAACAAUAAGGAUAAAAGAUUAAUAAAGGAAGUACUGGAGUUCACUUGUAAGAAGAUGAAAUUUAUUAUGAAGAGCAAGAAAAUUAGAAAUAAUUUUCUAAGUAAUAAAAUGUUGAAAAAUUAUAAGAAAAAACUGCUAUGAUUGCAGUUUCUUCAAUGAUUUGUGGAGCAGCAACAUCAAAGGAUACUAAAGUUGAUGUUGAUAAAAAUGAAAAUAUAACAAAGUAAGUAAAUUUAUAAAAAAAUCUUAACCAUAAAGUGGAAAUAAGUUAAAAACAGGUUCACUUAUAAUCAAAUAUUGAUAAUCUUAAAGAAGAUAAUUCUUAAAUUCCUGAAAUUUCUCAAGCUAAAGGAGUAGUAACAGAGACUGGUAUUACUGAAAAUGAAAAAAUUAAAAAUGAAAAGUAAAAGAGUAAUUAAAAUGAGAACAAUAUUGAUAAAUAAAGCAAUAUAAGUAAAAGAAAUCUAAAUAUUAUUAAAAAUGAGAAUGAAAGUAAUAUUUGUCAAGAAAUUAAUAAAAUUAAUGAAAUGGGAAAUAAGUAAGAUAGUAUAAAUAAUUAAGAUAAAAAUAUAAAUGAUAAGGAACAUAAUUUAACUGAUAGAAAUUCUAUCGUUAAAGAGGAAGAAAAUAAGUUUAAUUUAAGUAAAAAUGUUAUCAAUCCUAGUAAUAAAAAGGCUGAUGGAAAUGAAAAUUUAUUUUAUUUUAAUAAUCCUCUGAACAGUUAAAAUGAAAAAAACUAAAAUAGCUCAAAAUUAAAUAAAGAAAAAAAUAAAAAUAUAAAAAUGAAUUAAUAAAGAGAUGCCUUUGAUGAAAAUUUAUCAAAAAAGAAUAAAUAGGGUAAAAACAGUAAAAUGAUUACUCCUAUUUAAAGCUAGCUAGAAAAGAAUAACAACUAAGAAAUCUAAAAAGCAAAUCAGAAUGGUAUUUCAGAUUUUAAUGGAGCAAAUUAGAAUUAAAAAACAACUGAAUCAAAGUCUAAGUAAGCAAAUGAUAUUUAAAAUGCUGAAGAAAAUAAGGUUGAGAGAAUAAUGCCAAUAGUAGAGGAUCUUGAUGAAGAUUUGUCUAAACAGGAUAAAAACCUUAAUGAAAUUGAGAAAAAAUAGAAAAUAAUUACUUCUCACUAUAACUUGGAUGGGAAUACUUUGAAAAAAUAAGCUCCAUAAAAGAACAAUUUAUUAGGUAUUUCUGAUAGUGAUGAAAAAUUUAAUUAAAAUUUAAAUAAUAUAAAUGAACAAGCUCAAUAGAAAAAUAAUAUCUAUGAUUCUGAUGAAAGUUUGCACUCAGUAAGCGAAGCUGAUGCCAAUUUUAAUGAAAUUAGUCCCUCGGACUUUAAUAUUCUUAAUUAAAGGUACGAAGAAGAUUUUAAUUUACGAGGUCCUUAACUAGCAUCAUAGGUACAGUUAAACUAAUAAAGCCUUAGAUAUCUGAAUAGAAAUAUUACAAGCAAUCAAAGCGAAGAUAUAGAAAAUACUAAAAUUAUUUCUAGUAUAACAUAAAAUGAAUAAGGAUUACAUGCAUUACAGCAAAGCAAUCGAAAUACUUCUUUAAAUAUCUUAAGUGCCUAAAAUUUUCAAAAUGAAUUUAAAAUGCCAUAAAAUGAGUAAAAAUAGGGUAGAAUUGUUAAUGGUUCUCUCUUUUAAGAUGCAAACUCUGUCUCUAUUAAUAUAAAACAAAACAGGUAGCCUCAUCAAUAAGGAAAAUUAAAUAAUUAAAAUUUAACUAAUGAGAAUAAAAACGAAAAUAGUAAUUCUAUAUUGCCUAACCCUAAUAUGAAUAGUAAUAAAGUAGAUUAAAUGUUGGUUGAAAAUCUUGAUAAUUUCAACAAAACAUUCAACUCGGCUACCACGCCUUAAGCAUAAUAUUAGAGAAAUUUUAAUUUAAGCUUUAAUAACUAAGAUCCUCAAAUGAGUUAAACAUAAAUGUAUAGAGGAAAUAUGAGCAGUAGAUCUAAAGGUAAUUAUUCACCUUCUAGUCAGAAUAUAACUUAUAAAGUUCCAGCUACUGAUCUUUAAAAACUUAAAAGCUUAGAAUAAAUAUAUCUUCAAAGAAUAGAAGCUAAUUCAAAAACUAGUUAAGCCUCUAGAAAAAAUAUAUUGAAAAAUAAAAAGAAAAAAAUUUAGAGAGAAAUUUCUUAAGAUCCUAAUUUUAAACAAGAUUCAAUAAAAUAAAUGAAAUCUCCAAAUAGAGUGUCUGAAAUUUAUUUUGGUGAGAGAGUUUAGAAUAUAGAACCUUAUGUAUUUAAUCAAAAUGGUGAAGAUGGAAUGGACUUUGAAGAAGAUUUUGAGCCAGAAAAUUUAAAUUUUGAAUCAAACUUUUGA
Tetrahymena thermophila SB210 is the source of this 7818-nucleotide messenger RNA. RefSeq names its product transmembrane protein, putative. Lineage: Eukaryota; Ciliophora; Oligohymenophorea; Hymenostomatida; Tetrahymenidae. The record is from RefSeq and is a predicted model, not a curated record. The transcript is spliced from 15 exons.